AUGGCCUCACCAGAGGUUCGCGACUUCGCAUCCAUCAUCCUCAAUCACUCACCUCAGCCUUACACCUUCAAUUUCUCUCCUUUUCUCCGCCAAGUCCAUCACCAUGGCCUCCCUGCAGAUCGACCCAUAUGCAAGGCCUAUGCGACCGGUCACUGUCCCAACGGAACAAAGUGCCUCGACCGACACGUUAGCGACCCCACGGCGGCCAAGUCUGGAGGCGGACCUCCCCCCUCCGGCUUGAAUUCACUCGUCUGCAAGCACUGGCUUCGAGGUCUGUGCAAAAAGGGCGAGCAGUGCGAGUUCCUCCACGAGUACAACUUGCGCAAAAUGCCCGAGUGCGGAUGGAUCUCGCUCCUACAGAUGACGACAAAGAUCGUGGAAGAGAUCGAGACAGGGAUCGAGACAGGGAUGAUGGAAGAUAUCGCCACGGCCGUGGCGGAAAGUGGCGAGGCAGAGGAGAUCGGCGGUUCAGAGGACGAGGCUAUUGAUGCUAGAUUGGACCUCGGAACGCGCCUACACCGAUCACGGAUUUUGCUACGGGUUUCGACGGCUCUUUCAACAGUAGACGAGUGGAUAUUGAUUUAG
This is a messenger RNA of Scedosporium apiospermum, 585 nucleotides long. RefSeq lists its product as uncharacterized. The transcript has 3 exons. Gene Ontology annotation, molecular function: metal ion binding; RNA binding. The coding region runs from base 1 to 585 and encodes 194 amino acids. NCBI's taxonomy places the organism in Eukaryota, Fungi, Ascomycota, Sordariomycetes, Microascales, Microascaceae. The record is from RefSeq and is a predicted model, not a curated record.